Molecule: messenger RNA, 1629 nt
Organism: Peniophora sp. CBMAI 1063
Lineage: Eukaryota; Fungi; Basidiomycota; Agaricomycetes; Russulales; Peniophoraceae
Source: the annotation of a GenBank genome assembly
AUGGCACCUGUAUCCGAAAACGGCGUCUUCCUUAUCCUGCCGAUGGCUGAAUCUCUAAGCCUCAAUCGCGCUAUGAACUACGCUGAACAUACCUUCCAGUCGAAUCCAAUACUGUUCAUUGGCUCGGUGACAGGGCUUAUACUGGCAGUGCUUGCCCGCCGUUUAACUAGUGCGAGACGAAGGCUACCGCCGGGGCCCUUGGGGCUCCCCUUGCUCGGGAAUACUCUUCAGCUAACAGGAGAGAAAUGGAUCUUAUUCAGCUCCUGGCGAAAGAUCUAUGGCGAUCUCUUUUAUCUCAACGCAGUCGGCAAACCCAUAAUUGUAAUCAACAAGGCCUCUAUCGCAGUCGACCUGCUGGAUCGUCGGGCAACGCGAUACAUAGACCGGCCACCAAACAUAGUUGCUUGGGAGAUGAUCACGGGAGGCCUCUUCUACGCCUUCGGUCGUUUCGAUGAAGUAUGCCGUCGCAUGCGCAGGGCCUCUCAAGAAACGAUCAACAAGGCUGUCGUGCAUGGGCUCGAUGAGUACAUGAUGUCGGAAGCUCUCGUUCUGGCGCGAAACAGUCUUCAGGAUGCCUCAGCUUGGACCGAAAACCUGCAUCAUGCUUCGGGGAGCGUAAUGCUGGCGUGUCUGUAUGGAGAACCUGCACUUGACGGCGGGCACGAUCCUCGUAUCGAGUUCAUUAAUCAGUUUUCCGAGCGCAUCACGCGUGCACUUCUCCCCGGAGCUCAUUGGGUUGAGGUUCUGCCUUGGAUGCGGCAUAUCCCUAGCAUAUUCGCUCCUUGGAAACGUUCGGCGCAGUAUUGGAACCAGAAGGCCGACGUUGAGUUCAUCCGAAUGUUCGAGUCCACGCGGGACAGAGUCGACAAAGGCGAAGCGCAAGAAUCAAUGUGCUCCAUGCUCAUCACCGAAACAGACCGUUACGGACUUGAUACCCGGGAGAACGCAUGGUUAGCGGCCACCGUAUUCGGUGGAGGGGCCCACACUUCUGCUGCUCUCAUGAGCUGGUGGUCGUUGGCCAUGCUGGUUUAUCCCGAGGUUCAAAGCCGUGCUCAGAAAGAGCUUGAUGCCGUCGUGGGCCGCACGCGCACACCGGCCUUUGCGGACUUGCCCCACCUUCCAUACAUCGAAGCGAUGGUUAAAGAGCUCCUGCGAUGGGGAGCUAUUGCGCCACUGGGACUUCCCCAUUACAGCAACGAGGACGAUGUCUACGACGGUUAUCUCAUACCUAAGGGGACGACCGUCAUCGUGAACGUCUGGGAGCUGAAUCGCGACCGGGAGACAUUCGGUAUGGAUGCUGACGACUUUAAUCCGGCUCGCUACUUGGACGAGAAGGGGCAGCUCCUAUCCAAACUUCCCGGUGCCAAGGACGACGGUCAUUUCACAUACGGGUUUGGCCGGCGGGUCUGCGUCGGGAAGCAGAUCGCGAACAAGAGUCUCUUCAUCGAGAUUGCGACCUGCCUCUGGGCUUUCUCUUUGACCAACAUCGAAGGUCAGAAACUCGAUGUCAAAGCCUUUCGCGAUCAAGGGACUGUUGUCCGGCCUAAGCCGUUUCAUGUCAACAUUCAGUCGCGCUUUCCUGAAGCCCUGGCUUUGCUUUCGCACGAAUGCGAGCUUCGCGGGCGCUAA